Brassica napus (rape) is the source of this 4329-nucleotide messenger RNA. RefSeq names its product putative F-box/LRR-repeat protein At1g56400. The transcript has a single exon. NCBI's taxonomy places the organism in Eukaryota, Viridiplantae, Streptophyta, Magnoliopsida, Brassicales, Brassicaceae. Gene Ontology annotation, molecular function: protein binding. Bases 324 to 1430 code for a protein of 368 amino acids. The record is from RefSeq and is a predicted model, not a curated record.
UAUACUUAAUUAUUUUCUGUUCCAUCUUAGUUUUCAAUCCUUCGAGCAGACUGCAUUAAUUGUGAUAAAACCUCAAAAUUAUUCUAGGUGUUCUAGUAAUGCCAAAGUUUACUUAAGGGUUCAUAGUUAAAAAGUUUAUUUAAUUAAUAAUUUUCACUGAUUUAUGAAAAAAUAAUAAUAAGAAAAGAUUUAUAAAAAACUAGAAUUGAAAAUCUAUAGUCUCAGGUCAUGCAAACUGUUGUCCACUCAGGAGGUCAAAGAUAGGUUUCCAUAUUCAAAAUAUACGACUUGUAGAAGUUUAUUCUGGAGACACCUCUCAGAUCAUGACUAGAUUCAAUCCUAUCAUGCAACCCUAUCAAGAGUGUAUAUAUAAGCACUCUCUGCAGCAUCUAUAUAUCAGAUACAAAUCUGCAAACACCUCUAGCUUUUCUUUCAAAUUUCUCCACUUUCUCUUGAUUACCAUAAUGGAUUCGAGUGAUCAAGCAGACAGAAUAUCAAAUCUACCAGAUGUUCUUUUGGUCCUCAUCAUUUCAUGCUUAUCUUUCAAGGAAUGUGUUCAAACAUGUGCCCUCUCCAAGCGGUGGAGAUCUGUCUAUCUUGAGACAAGGAAUGUUUCUUUCAAGGAAACCGACUUUUUGAGCCCUUCUGUCGACGCAAAUCCCAUAAGAAAUGCUUUGGGUAGGAUUGUAUUCGUUGAUUACGUGCGUUGUUGGGUCGCUAGAAUCCAUGACCAUCCCAUCGAUACGUUCGAGAUCUCUAUCUCGUAUCCGAAGACUUACUUGGAUCUGAUAGAGUCCCUGAUAGUGUUCGCGGUCAGAAAAAAGGUCAAGAACUUGGUUCUUGAUUUCUCAAACCAGGCAUGGAGAAACUUUCAUGAUGUAAACAAUCAAGAUUUGGUUGUCGAAAUCCCACAAAGUGUCUAUGAUCUAACGAGUCUCGAGUCGUUGAAAGUUGCCGCUUGCAUGGACUUCGACCCCGCAAAACUAUCAAACCUAGGGAAGCUCAAAAGCGUCUCUUUCGGCUGGAUGGAACUGAAGAAUCUUGAGCCUUUGCUAAAGACUUCAAGGAUUGAGAGUUUAAGUAUGAACGAGUGCUGGGGGCUUGAUUUUGAAUUGGUAUCAGGGGAUAUGAGAGAAGUUGCAAUCAAAAACUGCGACUUUUUCCUUAACUGCACCUUUGACCUCCCUAGAGUUGACAUACUCAAGUACUCGGGAGAUAUUUUACGCUUCGAGUUUGAUAAAAUGAAUACCAUCAUAAGCGAAGUUGAAUUUGAUUUCCGGGCAUUGGACAAUAACAAAGAUGAAUCAAACAAUCCGAACACCGUAGAAGGAGGAAUGCUUUGUCAUCUUCUUAAUAAUCUCCUUGAUAAUGGUGGUCGAUCUGCUACGACCUUAACGGUCUGUCCGUUUCUACUCAAGGUAUGUCUUUAGAUUUACAUUACAUUUUCACACAUUAAAUCAUUCAGUGUAGGUUCAUUUUAAAUUCAAGGUUCUUUGAAAUUUUUGAAUACUUUUGCCAUGUGGUAGUAAUUGUACCGAGUGAUAAGAAAUUAUGUUGAAUAUUUAGAUGUUGUAUAAACAUAUUAUAUUUUAGUAGUUCGUGAAAUUUAUUAGGUUCAGUGUGUGUGUUUGUCUGAGUGUUUGCGAAAUAUAGUAUUGAGAGUUUUGCAGAAAUAUAUUUUGAGCAAAAAAAAGACCCAUGAGAUUUUUUCUUCUAAAUAGAAAAUAGUUUUGUUAAUUUUUUUUUUGAUAUUUUCUAUACUUUUUUAUAUAUUUUAAAAAGUAACAAUUCCUAUAAAACAAAAAAAAAAUCGUUUUAAUUAAAAUCUCACAUUAGUUGAUUUUUGGUUUUUGUUCUUAAAUGAUCAAACAAAAUUGAAACUACUUUUCCUAAAUUUUAGGAAAUUUAUUUAUUAAAAAUUUGGUUGGCUAAUAAAGUGUUUUAGAAAAAAUUAAAACCAGAAUCUGAAUCUUGAAUAGUUUAAAAAGUGUUUUUGAAAACCUAAAACCCAAAUAUGUUUUAGAAUCUAUAAAACAAGCAAGGCCUAUAUUUUGCAUUACAUAGGAGACAAUAUUUCUUUCCAUAUUGUUAAUUAAAGUUAUUUCUUAGUGAACAUAGAGCUAUACCCUAAAAGUUUAGCGUUAAAGUAUUGUAUAUAUUGAAUUUUUAGAAUAAAAUAUUGACCUUGUGAAAAAAAUUUCUUAUGUAAGAUGAUUCCAAGAUCGCAUCCACAUUUGCUUCACCCGAUGGAAACAAAACAUUUAGUGCUGAAGACGGAAUUGCAUCCGAGAGAGUUCAAUGGAAUUAGGCUUCUUCUCAUGAACUGCCCAAACUUGGAAACACUCACUAUAGAUUUGCUUCCUCCAAGCCCCAUUGCGGUAAGUUUUCUUAAUAUAAAAUUAUAUACCCUCAAAAAUGAAUUAUAUGUUACAAUAAAUAAAUAAAUAAUAUAUAUAUGUAUAUAUAUGGAUCUCUUCAUAUUAUUAAACCAUGCGACAAUGAUUUCAUAUUUCCCAGAUGGCUUCAUCAUAUGCUGGCAUCGAUCCACAGACAUACUGGAUGCAAAACAUAUCAUAUGAGUGCCAGAGAGAAACUCUAAAAGCAGUUAUAAUGAAGAACUUCAUUGGUGGCGCAAAGGAGCUGCACAUAGUGAAGUUUUUUAUUAGAUCUGGAUGUGAGCGUCUGGAAAGAGUUGAGCUAUACAUGCCGUUUGAUUUGGACAACGGUCGAAAGGUGUUUGCGCAUGCCAAAUCUGAAAUGUUGCAGCGAAGUGCAAACCAUCUUCAAGUUGUUGUGCACAAUUCUUGAAGAGGUGAUCUAUUCAAGACUUACUACCGGGUUUAUUUUACCGUUUAUUUAUGUUUUCGAGUCUGGUUUAAUAACUUCAAGAAUGGAUGUUCUUGUUUGAAUCCGUUUAAGUUUGUUUCGGUUUAUUUGUUUUAUGAAUAAUAGCCUCAGAAAAAAUGAGGACUUGGUCAUCUCUAUGAACCAAAGAAAAACUUUGAUUUCUUUUAAAGAUUUGGUUAUUGUUUCCUGCUUAACUUCAUUUUAGUUCAUAUUCCGUUAUUGUUGUUCCUGCUUAAUUUCAUCUUUAGUUCGUAUUCAAUUUUGGUUUUGUUUAAUACAAGGAAUGUGUACUACGUAGAUGUAUUUGCAAAAACACGGUUACAAUUUCUAGUUAAAACUUGUGGUUUUGCUUCUUUUAUUUUUUAUUUCCUUUUGGUGCAUCUUUGGCUUAGUUAAAUUGAUAAUGUACAGGUGUUCUGUUAUGAGAAAUGUUUAUAUAGUAUAAAUGUUUUAAAACUUUAUAAAUGUUUUCACUUUAUUAUACAUGUUAUUUGGAAAAUUUGAAAAAGGAAACUAAAUAAAAAAAAUUCAAUAAUACUAUUUAAAUGUAAUAUUUUUAAUUCAUUAAGGAUAUCAGUGUAAUCAACCAUCGCGAAAGUUAACGUGAGCGCGACACAUAAGAAACUGAUUUCUCAAAUAAUAUUAUAGAAAUUGUCUUUAUCAUGUAUUUUACUUGAAAAAUAUAAAAGGGAACAUAAAAAAACAAAGAUUAUAUUAAAUUUUAUUCAUUAAAUAAAAUGCUUAAUACUUUUAAAAUAUAUAUUAUAUUUUUAAGAUUAAAUUUUAAAAGGAAGAUUGUUUUUUUACUUUAAAAAUGAAGAUUAUUUUGUGAACUUUCCUUAUUAUGAAUUACACUAUAUAUAAAAGAUAUUUUUGUUUUUUAAAUUUAUAAAAUAUCUUUAUUUGAUAGGUUAUUUGAAAAAAGGAAACAUAAAUAAAAAGGAAAAAUAAAAUAAAAUAAUAUUUAAUAAUGAUAAUUAAAUAUAUUUGAUUCAUUAAGGGUAUCAUAGUAAUCAACCACCGUGAGAGUUAAUGUGAGCGUGACACGUAUGAAACUGACUUCUCAAAUAAUAUUAUAGAGAUUUUUAAAUAACAUAAAAUAUACUUUUGAAUGAAUAGAAUAUUUAUUUAUGUUUAUAUUUUCUUAGAUAAAAAUAUAUUUUUGCAUAUAAUGUGAUUUCAUAAAACAAGAUUCACACACAUAAUCUUGAUAUUAGAAAAAAAAAAGUAAUUCUAAACAUAAUUUUAAACAAUACAAAAAUAUAUAUAUUUUCAAAGUAAUAGAAAUAAUUUUUAUAUAUCUAUCUAUUUUCUUUACAUAAAAUAAUUGAGUAACAUAAACUGUUAUAAUUUACUUCUUUUGAAAAUUUUUUAUAUAUGCAUGAGACUGUAGAAUAUUAUUGUUAUAUUACUUUACGUAAUUUGGAAUCAGACACUUUAGUUUAUUUUAUAUUUAUUCUAAGCACAAUAUAUCUUAAAUUA